UUUUGCUUCUUUUUUUUCUUUGAUCCUUUAAUCAAUAAAAUCGAGAAAGAAAGAAAGAAAGAAAACAAACAAACAAACAAAGCAAAAGAAAAGAAGGAUAUUACUUUGUUGUUUUGAAUUAUUAUUAAAAACUUUUUUUUAUUCUGGAUUGGGCAAAUUAAUUAUAAAUAAAAAUGGAGCAAAUUGAACAAGCUGUCAUGUAUGCUUUAGGUCCUCAAGUGGAUCCAAACUUGAAGGCCCAGGCAAAUGCUUAUUGUGAAUCUAUAAAGAAUUCUCCUGAUGGUUGGCAAGUCUGUUUGGAAUUAUUCAUGAAGGAACCUAAAGCGCUUCCUGAAGCAAGAUUCUUUGCACUUCAAGUACUAGAAAAUACACUUCAAACUAGAUUUGACACACUAGACUCUAAUGCUGUAGAUUAUAUUCGACGUAAUAUGAUGGAGUAUCUUGGAAGAGAGUUUGUUGACAACAAUAGUGCAAGCAAUGAAGAAUCAUUCAUUCGAAACAAGGUUGCUCAAUCACUCACACUCUUAUUCAUCCAUGUAUACCCUACUAUUUGGCCUACUUUCUUCAAAGACAUGAUGGCGCUCACAAAAGCACCUACGGGAGGCAGUCAUGAGAAAGCAGCAGAUUUCUUUGUUCGAUUAUGUAUCAGUAUUGAUGAAGAAAUUGCUCGUUUGGAUAUUCCUCGUACCCGCCAAGAAGUGAUUCGAAACACAAAUAUUAAAGAUACAAUGCGUAUGGGCGACGUUCAACUGCUUGCCUCUUAUUGGUUUGAGUUAUUGCAAGAAUUUAGAUCAACAAAUGCAAACAUCGCUCAACUGGUAUUGAAAAACAUUGGCUCUUACAUUGCUUGGAUGGAUAUUUCAUUGGUUGUCAAUGACCAGGUGAUGAAUGUAUUGUAUGAAUUACUCGGGGAUGCUAAUUUGCGUAUUCCUGCUUGUGAAUGUCUUGCAGACGUUAUAAGUAAGGGUAUGUUACCAAUGGAUAAGCUGAAUAUGAUUCAAAUGCUCAACAUUGUGGAUGUACUCGCUAGAUUGGAUUUGUCUGAGCCAGAGUUUGUAGAAUAUGUAGCUCGACUUGUCAAUGUCUUGGGCACAGAACUAUGCAAGAUAUAUACAGAGACUUCACUCCCAACAGAAGGAAAGGCUGCUGCUUGGGCUAUGAUUGAACAAAUGACGCCUUAUUUACUCAAAUUUUUGGCUAAUGAAUACGAUGAUACAUCAUCUGCUGUAUUCCCUUUUGUCAACGAUAUGCUUUAUAUCCUCAAAAAACAAAAGAAGCAGAUGCAAGCAUUUUCUCAAGGUCAACACGAAUUUUUGGGCUCUUUACUUAACGUUGUUAUCAUGAAGAUGAGAUAUGAUGAAGAAACUGACUGGGGAAAUGAUGAAGACGAACCUGAGGAAGAAGCUCUCUUUUUUGAAAUGAGAAAGAACUUGCGCAUCUUUACUGAACACAUUGCUGCAAUCAACGAAGAGCUCUAUGUUGGUUUUAUUCACUCAUUUGCGAUGGACAUAAUGAAUAAAUACAAAACAGGUACUGAGUUAGAUUGGCGUGAUGUUGAAUUAUGCCUUUAUGUACUCUAUUGCUACGGUGAGGCAUUAUCUAAAGCUUCUAUGGUUUUUGUAAAUGCCAAUGACACAUUGACACCAUUGGGUGAACUUAUAUCCGAAAUGGUUUCCUCAAAUAUUUCUGCCUAUCCUCACCCUUCAGCACCCUUACAGUACUUUGAAAACAUCGCUCGUUACUAUCAAUUCUUUGAACACCGACAAGAUCACCUUCCUCAAGCAUUAUCUGCCUUUGUUGAUCAUCGUGGCCUUCAUCACCCACUAAAGCAGAUUCGCACUCGUUGCUGGUAUCUCUUUCACCGUUUUGUAAAGAACCUGAAAUCACGUAUGGGACCUUAUGUGGAACAUGUUUUGUCAUCUAUUGGUGAUUUAUUAGCGAUCCAGGCCGAGCCUGUGGUGGAGACAAACACAAUGGAUGGAAUGCCGAUCCCUGCAGCUUCUACAUUUGACAGCCAACUAUACCUGUUUGAAACAGUGGGGUUAUUGAUUUCUUUGGAAGGAAAUAAUCCAAUGAAACAAACAGAGUAUCUCAAGAUUGUAUUAGAGCCUUUAGUAGAAGGAAUUCAAAAGUCAUUAUCACAGCCAUCUGAUGAUGAAUUAUUCAUGCUCCAAUUACACCACUACAUUAUGGCCAUUGGUAGUGUAGCCAAGGGAUAUCCUUCCUUGGAUAAGCCUUCAGAAAUACGCGAGCCCUGGACGCUUGUAUUUGUUCAAGCAACCGAAAUCAUUCUGAGCGCUUUGCAAGCAUACAGUCAGGCUCUCGUGAUUCGUGAUGCGGUGCGCUAUGCAUUCGCACGCUUGAUUACCUGUUUAGGUUCUCAGGUCUUGCCUUAUCUACCUAGUCUAAUCAACGGUCUGUUGACAGAAUGUCAAGUGACAGAACUAGUAGACUUUUUGCCUUUCAUAGGCCUUGUGGCACACAAAUACAAGCCAAUGGUUGAACCGAUCAUGGAUGAGCUUUUGGUACCUCUUGUGAAACGUGUCUUUGACUUCUUGAACACAGCACCUUCGGGUACGGACGAGGCUGUCCUUCUGCUCGAUCUUCGAAAGGCCUAUUUAAACUUUAUUACGAACCUAUUCAACGCCAACCUAGAAAGAGUGUUUAUUAGUGAACGCAACUUGGAACAUUUGAAUACCAUUCUACAGACGGUAUUACAUUUUGCAAAGGAUAACUCGGAUCCAACAACACAAAAAAUGUCAUUUGGUGUAUUCCUCAAGAUGGUCAAUUCCUGGGCUAACAAUCAUCCUGGAUUUGACAUAUUUGUAUAUAACGAAUUGAUACCGAUCACUUUCUCAGUACCUAUGAGUGCGGCAUUUAAUCUAUCUGAUGGACAGUCGAUUUUGGUAUUUGGAGAGAUUACAAGUAUCCAAAAGGCAAUGUGUGUAAAGCAAGGGGCUAAAUUUAUUGAAUACAUGAAGACUGUUUUCUUUCCGUCCAUUCAAUGCCCACCCGAGACAGCAGAGACAUACUGUCAAGCAGUCCAACAGUACGAUGGAAAGCAAUUUAAAAAGUACUUUCAGUCAUUUAUUACAGAAGCUAAACGUUAAAUUAAUAAUAUAAAAAGUCAAUUGUUAGAAUGUAAACACACAAUGUCUAUUAAAAGAUUUUAAAAAAGUAUAUAAAAUAUUACAUACUUCUAGACCCA
Messenger RNA from Rhizopus microsporus ATCC 52813, 3208 nucleotides. Its product is annotated as Xpo1-domain-containing protein. The record is from RefSeq and is a predicted model, not a curated record. Gene Ontology annotation, cellular component: cytoplasm; nuclear matrix; nuclear pore. The coding region runs from base 174 to 3110 and encodes 978 amino acids. Gene Ontology annotation, biological process: tRNA re-export from nucleus; intracellular protein transport. Gene Ontology annotation, molecular function: small GTPase binding; tRNA binding. The transcript is spliced from 10 exons. Lineage: Eukaryota; Fungi; Mucoromycota; Mucoromycetes; Mucorales; Rhizopodaceae.